Molecule: messenger RNA, 717 nt
Organism: Mesocestoides corti
Lineage: Eukaryota; Metazoa; Platyhelminthes; Cestoda; Cyclophyllidea; Mesocestoididae
Source: the annotation of a GenBank genome assembly
AUGGGAGCAGAGCAGCCGUUUAUGAGCUCUUCGAAACCACUUAGCCCCUUAGUGGUCGCAAAACCAAAUUGUUUUGAGGCUGAUACUGCAUUCAGGAGCAAACUGGCCAAUUGCAGGCCAAUUAACCCACAUGGAAUUGUUAUUCCCACGUGGAGCCUUCCCCCUCUUAAGGAGUCCACGCGUAAAGAAAUACAAGACAACAUUUGGAAUCCAAAAGAGAGUUGGACAAUGCAUCAUCAGACACAAACUUUUGCAGAUAUUGACGGUGUUGAUGCUCAAAACAAAUUGUUUCCUUUUAAAUCGGAAGACACUUUGCCACUAUGGAGCCACGACCGGGCGCCUCAAGAUGACGCUGUCCGAUCUCAUGUCCCUGACAAUGGUCCAAGUCUUGAGGAGAUUUCCGAUGGAACGAGUGACGAACACAUGGGUGUCCCUGUCUACCUGCCUUCCCUCAAUACCUGGAUCUUGCUGUCCACCUGCGGUACUGCAUUCCUCAUAAUCACGUUCCUUAUUGGAUAUGCUGUUUAUAAAUUUCACAGACGGAACGAAGGCUCCUAUAAUGUGGAGGAGGAUCGGACAAUUGUAAAUCAACGUUCGGUUCCCGCAGUUCCGGCCCCACUCGUGUCCACUUCACUUGACUCUGGAACGGAGUUGACUUCUCUUCAGCGACACAUACCUAUUGAUAGCCAGUCCCCAAAUAAAGAGUGGUAUGUAUAG